Pelobates fuscus (common spadefoot toad) is the source of this 5056-nucleotide messenger RNA. It is a transcript of the gene ADAMTSL5, whose product is annotated as ADAMTS like 5. The coding region runs from base 650 to 2239 and encodes 529 amino acids. Gene Ontology annotation, cellular component: extracellular matrix. NCBI's taxonomy places the organism in Eukaryota, Metazoa, Chordata, Amphibia, Anura, Pelobatidae. Gene Ontology annotation, molecular function: protein binding; metalloendopeptidase activity. Gene Ontology annotation, biological process: extracellular matrix organization; proteolysis. The record is from RefSeq and is a predicted model, not a curated record. The transcript is spliced from 13 exons.
CAGCGCAAUCCCAUGUACACUUACAGCCCACACUCAGACCGGUAUCUUGCAGCAUGAGGCAGCCCUCCUCUCCACAGGAGCCGGAGACACCUCAACAGGGCGAGUGGAGUGGGGACAGAGUGUGCGAGAGAUCAGGGUGGGAGGACAGGGUGUGUGCGAGAUCAGGGUGGGAGGGAAGAACUGCUGAUCUACUCUGUGUUCCCCUUAUCAAGCCAACUUGCUCAGAGACCUUCUGCUCAUCUCUUUCCAUCCUGGAUGUGACAGCCAUGGAAUAAUCUCUAUAGUAAACUCAGGUGAAGCCUGAUCUCCCACUGUGGGCAGAGGAGGUCAUUGCUGGCUACAGAAGGCAUGGAUGGGACCACCCUAGCAGUCUAAUAACCUGUGUCCUGGCUCUCUGACCAUGGCUGUACAAGCCAUCAUUUUAAAUGAAUACAAUGGAUCCUUGAGAUAUACUCCUUGUGGAUUAAUUCCCUGUGGAUCUUAAAGCAAAACAUUUUAUUGUAUUUUUUUUGUAAUUGCUGGACCAUUAACCCUUUACUUGUUCUAUACCUGCCUGGGUGCCACAAGCCUUGCUGCCUCACUCAUUUACCCAUUUACAGGAGAGUUGGCUUCAUGUAAUUUAACCAUUGCAUUGCCUCUAAGGAAGAGGAUGCUUCCCAGCUACAGGUUGAUAUGUCGAUAUGUGGCUGCUGUGUACAUCCUCUUCCUCCUGUGGAUUGGUCCAUCUUCCUGCCAGGUACAGAGGACGCCAUAUCACAUAGGAGCAGUCAACCUAUACGGCCCUGAGCACAGCCCCCCUCUGGCCUCCAGUAAUGAUUGGAGUUCAUGGCAAAGUUGGUCCCCGUGUUCCCGAACCUGUGGUGGAGGAGCUGCAGUGCGCACCAGGCAGUGCCUAAUCCGAGAUCCAUUGGGCCCACCAUGCCACGGAGACCAGAGACAGUACCAGGUUUGCAAUGGGAAGGACUGUCCAUCAGGAGUGAGUGAUUUCAGACAUUUUCAGUGCUCCGCUUACAACCACAAGCCUUUAAUGGGGACUUACUACAGAUGGACUCCCUUUCACUCAGGACAAAGUGACUGUGAGCUCAGCUGUUUGGCACAAGGGCAAAAUUUCUAUUAUAAUUUUGGCCGGGUUUUGAAUGGUACAUCAUGCCGCGCAGAUUAUGAUGGGAUCUGUAUCAAUGGGCAGUGCUUGCAAGUCGGCUGUGACCUUAUCCUGGGAUCCGAUGAGAAGACAGACAUCUGUGGUGUUUGUGGAGGAAAGAAUGUUUCUUGCAGACAUCACCGCAAUACCUACACCACCAAAUAUCCAACUUCAGGGCUCUUUGGAUACAGUGAGGUGACCAUGAUUCCUGCAGGUGCUACUCACAUCAAAGUGAUGGACAGGAGUAACAACUACCUGGCUCUGAGAGACAGAAAUCAUCAUUAUAUUAUAAAUGGGAACUGGGCCAUUAACCAUCCUGGAGAGUACAGUGUGGUUGGGACCAAGUUCCAGUACCGGCGCUCUGUUGACAAUCAGGAAAGCUUUGAGGCGGCUGGGCCGACUAAAGAAGAUCUGCACGUUAUGAUCCUAUUCACAGAGCAGAAUGCUGGCAUCGAGUAUGAAUUCUGGCUUCCAAAAGAUUACUAUAUUCAGCAACAAAGAGACCGCAGCUCACUGCACGAACACACAGAGGAAGCAGUGACUCGGGCUCCUCCACCUACUACACAGCCAGCACCAACCACCAAAAACCAUGCACGAAGACCAACAACUCCAGCAAAGAGACCUCACUACCACCCACGCCUCGAGAGGGACAACCCCGAGUGGAACCAGGUUAAAGAAUCCAAAGCAGACAAUAAAUGUGGAAAAUGCAGAAAAGUGAAAGGACGGCAAAACAAAAUCAAACAGUAUUGUCAGAAGGACUUUGUUUUCCGGGGCAGAGUUGUAAGCAAAAAGACUGUUGGGAAGGAAACGUGCUAUGAUAUCCAAGUGAUGAUGACUUACAAGAACAACUUCCCAAUCCUAAGACGGGAAUAUAUGUGGGUCCCAAAUACCUGUGACUGUCCUAAUCUGCUGGAGAGAAGGGAAUAUAUCAUAAUGGCCCGUAGACAUGUUAAUUAUGAAAACACACUUAACAGGAUAUUGCUGGAAACGGACAGCUUUGUACGUCCCUAUAGACCAAGGGAGCAGAAGACAAUACGGAAUCUUGACCAAGAAUGUGCCAAGUAUGGAUAUCAAGCCAUGACAAAGCAGGAUCAAUAAUUAUUUCCAUACAGGACACGUUUGCACUGAAUAACACUGUAAAUAAUCAUUAACUGUGACUUUGCAUAGCUAUGCACUGUCUUGCCUUGUACAGCCUAUUUAAGUAUGUAUUGGACAACUUACAUUAGCAAUAAGCUACCAAAGGCCUAUAAAGUUAAUUAUUCCAAAUGGCGCUCUGCAUUAAUUCUCUAACUGCUGGAUGAAAUGGUUCUUUUUUUUAAAUAUAUGCAAUGCACUUUCAAUUAUAGACUUAGGACCAGUGGUAUUGCUUGGGGGCUUUAGGGGCAUAAUUGUCACUGUAGUGUUUGCUAGACACCGAGGUUUGUGUUUUGACCCCUGCUUCUUUCUGCAUGGGCAUCUGGUAAUGUAUUUCUUGCACAUAAUGUGAACUUAUGUGAUUGUGCAUUAAUACUACAUCUCAUGCUGUGAACCAAAGACAACAAAUGGAGACAAUGGUGAUACUGGGGUGGCUAAGGUGAGUGGAGGGCACUGGAGUGAGAAUAAGAUGUUAGUAGAGGGUGAUGGAGGAUAGUGACAUGGGGUGGGGGAAUGGCUACAAGAGUAGGAAAGGAGAACCAUAGUGACGGUUUCUCUAGUUGUUAUUGCAACUUUUACACAGUGUUUUCAUAAAAUACUGUUUUUGGUUAAAGUAACCCUUGUUGGCUUGUCUGGCGCUCCACCCUCCAUAAAAAAUUUUUUUUAUAAACUUGACAUUCUAUCCUGCGCUUCAGUUCUCCGCAGCCUGAUACUCCUCUGGUGACAUCACUUCUCAAUUCAAAACAUCCCGGAGUAUGGACUUAGCAGAUAACUUGGGCACCAAGGAGGUAGAAGGCAUGGCACCAUUCGUCUUCUGGCUGUUAUGCGUGCUGACGAUAGAUGCCAAGAGUGCACAGAAUUGACAUUAGGCAGCCUGGAAGUCUUGUUCUAAACAGGCAAUUAACACAGCCAGAGGUGGAAUUACACUUCCAGCGGCAAAUUAUUUUAACUCUUUAUGUGCAGUGUUUCUCGUUGAAAUGCUGCUUUAGUGCUUAAUGUGCAUUGUUUUUCGUUUUAAUGCUGCAAAUGCAGACCCCAAGUACCAUGACUAUUUCAGUGAUUUGAAGUUGGUUCCUGGUGCUUGGAGUAAAGAUGCAGAGUCAGGGCAAGGAAAUGAAGGUUUGAUUCUAGCUAGAGACUAAGUAUUAAUUGAUGUCAUUGGAAAGGAUUAAGAGAUGGAAUUGGGAGGGGUAAAGGGUGAGAUCUUUUCUUUGGACAUUUUGCAAGCUUGCACCUCACAAUGAAACUCCUUUUGCUUGUGUGCAGAUGUGUGUCCAGGCAAGGUUUGCGCACCAAAAUAUAAGCAGGAUUGCAAAGAGACUUACCUGGACCCAGAGGAGACAUUUAAAGUGCUCACAGCAAAGGUGUGAAUGUACCUAUGUGUGUCUGUUGUGUGAAUAUGGGUCACUGUUUGUGAAUCUGUAUGUGUGUCAGUGGGUAUGUCUGUGUAUUUGUGUGUAUAGGUGCAUGUGUGCCAGUGUUUAGCAGCAUGUGUAUGUUUGUGUGUAUGUCAGUGUAUCUGUUCAUGUGUAUCAAUCUGUGUGUGUCAGUGUGUGUCUUUUAGAAUGUAGCGUGUGUCUCUUAGAAUGUAGCUGUGUGUGUAUACAUCUGUGUGUGGCAGUGUAUGUGUGUAUAUCUUUAUAUGGCAGUGUAUGUGUGUUUCUGUGUGUAUAUGUGAACACACAUUUGCAUGCAAAUAUCAACAUCACACACAAACUUAUCCCUACAUUCAAGCACUGACACCACAAUAAACCAACCACUGCACUCAACAACAACAUUAAACAGAAACGCAACCCUGUGCUCAAACUCCAACACUGUACACAAAAACAGUCUUGUGUGCAAACACCAUCACUGCACAAAAUCACACCCCUGCAUUCAAAUACAGACACUACACACAAAUACACACCUGCAUUCUAACAUUGGCUAUAUGCACAAAUGCACAAACAUUCACACACAUACUUCAUACAAAAAUACACCUACAUUCACACACAAGGCACUGUACACACAAAGAUUUGCAAAUGGUAGAUCUACAGCUAAGAAUUGUCAGUUAUAGGACACUUGAGAUCUACCUUUUAUUCCACCUCUGAGGGAUCUUAAUAGUAGUUACCCGCACUCUGGGAUUUGGUAUCCAAACGUUACUUCUUUAUUUCAAAACCGUCAUCUAACAUGUUAAAUCUUCUGGUUCCUUGUGAACUUUCUUCAGGACAAUCAAGAUUCUCCUGAAGAAAGUUCCUAAGAGGAACUUGAAUUGUCCUGAAGAAAGUUCCCAAGAGGAACAGAAACAUUGACAUUUUAGAUGACUGUUUUGAAAUAAAGUAACAUUUGGAUACCAAGUCCCAGAGUGUGGGUAACUACUAUUAUGCUCCCUAUUAUAGAUAUUUGAAUGAAAUGGUUAUUACCAAGCACUAGCCAUUAAGAGUUAUUGUAGUUGGAGUGCAAAGCUUCACAGAUUUUUUUAAAUCUAUAACUAAAAGCAAAUUCAGUUUUGCUGAAAUGUCUAUAAAGUGUUCUUUUUUUUUUUUCUUUUUCUUUUUUUUAGCAACUGUAUAAAAUAUAUAUUCUACUAUAUUUAUGUAAAGAAGAAAACCUAGAGGUGCAUAUACUGCAAGCGUAAUUUAUUUUCACGAGCUUGGAAAAUGAACUCUAAACUUAUAAAGAGUCACGCACAGGUGUGUAAGAAUUUCUAUAUUUAUACAGGGUGGUAUGUACCAAAGGCGUGUGUGCGUGUGUACACUUAUUGUAAAAGCAUAAAGCAUUUAAUAAAAUAUACCAACAAAUGAA